AUGAGGACCCCUUGGCGCGCCCGGUCCUCUCCGCUGUUGCUGCUGCUGUUGCUCGGUCUCCUGCUGCUCCUGCCACCCUCGGGUGACCCCGCCGUCAUCACUGGGGCUUGUGACAAGGACCCCCAGUGUGGAGUUGGCAUGUGCUGUGCUGUUAGCAUUUGGAUCAGAAGCCUCCGAAUGUGUACCCCGAUGGGCAACGUGGGAGACAGCUGCCAUCCGCUUACUCGGAAAGUUCCAUUUUUUGGGAAGAGAAUGCAUCACACCUGUCCUUGCCUACCUGGGUUGACCUGUGUACGGACUACCUUUAACCGAUUUCGAUGUUUACCCAGGAAAUAA
Messenger RNA from Gracilinanus agilis (Agile Gracile Mouse Opossum), 336 nucleotides. It is a transcript of the gene PROK2, whose product is annotated as prokineticin 2. Bases 1 to 336 code for a protein of 111 amino acids. NCBI's taxonomy places the organism in Eukaryota, Metazoa, Chordata, Mammalia, Didelphimorphia, Didelphidae. The transcript is spliced from 3 exons. The record is from RefSeq and is a predicted model, not a curated record.